AUGAGGCUUCUGAGUUUUCUGAAUCUGGUGAUACUUCUGGUCGCCGCCAUCGCGGUCGUCUUCCUCCCCUCCGGUAAGCCAGAGCAACGGACUCGCACAGUUUUGCCACUUCAGGUUUAUUGAACCGUCUGAACGGUGCAGGAGCGGGGGCGUACGUCUGCAUGGAGAAGACAUGCGACGACUUCCGCCUUUGCGACGAGCUCUGCCGGCGCCUGUUUCCCGGCGGCGGCGGGAGUUGCGACCCCCCGCUCUACCUCUGCUGCUGCAAGACCCCAUGA
Messenger RNA from Spirodela intermedia, 278 nucleotides. The record is from the annotation of a GenBank genome assembly. Lineage: Eukaryota; Viridiplantae; Streptophyta; Magnoliopsida; Alismatales; Araceae.